AUGACCAUUACCAGAAUCCUUGUUUCUAAACAACAACCCGUCCCUCUGUCCCACUUUUCGUUCAACUAUAAAAAGGCUCCCGUCAAGAAGUCCAAGGUCGCUCCCGCCCCUUACGCCAAGAAGACUGCCUCCAAGGCUCCCGUCAACCCCCUCAUCGAGAAGACCCCCAAGAACUUCGGUGUUGGUCAGGAUGUCCAGCCCAUCAAGGAUCUCUCGCGUUACGUCAAGUGGCCCGAAUACGUUCGCCUCCAGCGCCAGCGCAAGAUCUUGAACCAGCGUCUCAAGGUCCCCCCAGCAUUGAACCAGUUCACCCAGGUCCUUGACAAGAACACUGCCACCCAGUUGUUCAAGCUCGUCAACAAGUACCGCCCCGAGACCCGCAUCGAGAAGAAGGAGCGUUUGACCGCUGCUGCUGCCGCUCAGGUCGAGAAGGGUACCAAGGCCGAGACCAAGAAGCCCUUCGUCGUCAAGUACGGUAUUAACCACAUUACCGCCCUCGUCGAGGCCAAGAAGGCUUCCCUCGUUGUCAUCGCUGAUGAUGUUGACCCCAUCGAGAUUGUCGUCUGGUUGCCCGCUCUUUGCCGCAAGAUGGGUAUCCCAUACUGCAUUGUCAAGGGCAAGGCCCGUCUCGGAACAGUCGUCCACAAGAAGACCGCCACCGCUCUCGCUUUCACCGAGACCCGUGCCGAGGACAAGGCCGAGCUCGCUGCUUUGGUCUCUGCCAUCAAGUCCAACUACACCGAGAAGAACGAGACUGCUCGCAAGGCUUGGGGUGGUGGAUUGAUGGGCUUCAAGUCCAACAUGAAGAUGACCAAGCGCGCCAACGCCGUCAAGAACUCCCUGUAA
Linnemannia hyalina is the source of this 846-nucleotide messenger RNA. Lineage: Eukaryota; Fungi; Mortierellomycota; Mortierellomycetes; Mortierellales; Mortierellaceae. The record is from the annotation of a GenBank genome assembly.